Spirodela intermedia is the source of this 730-nucleotide messenger RNA. Lineage: Eukaryota; Viridiplantae; Streptophyta; Magnoliopsida; Alismatales; Araceae. The record is from the annotation of a GenBank genome assembly.
AUGGCCGACGAGGUGGUGGUGUUCCGGGUGUGGGACAGUCCCUUCAGUUACAGGGUGGAGCUCGCGCUGGCCCUCAAGGGGGUCAAUUUCCGACGCGCGGAAGAAGACCUCAAAAACAAGAGCUCAGAGCUCCUCUUGUACAACCCCGUCCACAAGAAGAUCCCCGUCCUUCUGCACGCCGGCAAGCCCAUCGCAGAAUCCCUCGUCAUCCUCGAGUACAUCGACGAGACCUGGAAGCAGAACCCGAUCUUGCCCGUAGACCCCUACGAAAGAGCCAACGCGCGCUUCUGGGCAACAUACGUAGACGACAAGGUAAUGUGAACCAAUCCGGUGCUAGCUUCCUCACUCUCCUCAUCGGUUGACGCCACCUGCUCGCUGUUGCCGACAGUGCUUGGAGAUUCUGUGGCGGGCUUGCUGGACCCGGGGCGAGGAGCAGCAGAAGUGCAUAUCGGAGGCAGGGGAACGCCUGAGAACCCUGGAGACUGCUCUAGAAGGGAAGAAAUUCUUCGGGGGUGACACCAUCGGCUUCGUGGACAUCGUCGUCUCGUUCCUCACUCCCUGGAUGGAAGUUCUGCAGGAGAUGGCCAGGAUACGCUUGCUGGAAGAGGAGAACUACCCCAGACUGUGCAGAUGGGUCAGAGAUUUCUCGAGCUGCGAUGUGGUCAAGGAAACUCGGCCUCCCAGAGAGAAACUCGUCGCCUUCUUUGCGACCUUGAAGCCUCCUAAUUAG